Physeter macrocephalus (sperm whale) is the source of this 1143-nucleotide messenger RNA. RefSeq names its product testis expressed 44 (gene TEX44). Lineage: Eukaryota; Metazoa; Chordata; Mammalia; Artiodactyla; Physeteridae. The record is from RefSeq and is a predicted model, not a curated record.
AUGUCCCAACAUCUCACAACACUGCAGGCUGAACAGCAGGAUGAAGAUCAGGCUUCCGAGCCAGCCACCUUGGGGGCCACGUCAGCAUCUGGGGAUAAGGACAAGCAUGGAGCUGCCGUGGGCCAUGCCCAGAGCCCACAGGAGCCCACAGCCCUGCCUGCCCCCCUGGCCCCCGGUGCCCUGCAAAGGUCCAUGGGCUUCCAGAACCUAGUGCAGAAAGCGCCGGUGCAAGAUUCGAGUAUGACUCAGAAUCCUCAGAUUUUCCAACUUUACUCCCCGAUUAAGGAAGAGACACCACAAGCGGCAGGCGUCCCAGACAGGGAGCAGGAACUAGCUCCUACCCCGAGCGCUGAGGUACAGUCCCCGCAAAAUGUGGAGGCUCAGACCGCCGUGAGCACAGCAGAUGCCAAUGACCAGCUUGACACUCGGGCUGCUGACACCGCUGAAGCUGUCGAGGAGAAACCUGAGGGUCAGGAGGCCUUGAACCCUGGCACUGAUGCUUUGCCAUCAGCCCCUGCCUCGCCGGACCCCGGAGUGGCAGCCGUGGAGAGGAGGCCCCUGGACUCCACGGCCAGUGAGAACAACUACAUGCGCUCCAUGACCAGCUUGCUGGGCGGGGGUGAGGGGUCCGUCAGCUCCCUGGCAGACAUCCUGGCGCGGUCUGAUGCUGCCAUGGAUGGCCACGGCUCCGUGACAGACCUGCCGCACAACACGGGGCCCAGCCUGUGCUCCAUCUCCAGCAUCCCGGGGGGUGCCAGCUCUGCCUCGUCCUCCGCCGGCAGUGGGGACCAGUCGGCCCUGCACUCCGUCACCCACAUGCUGGAACCGGUGGAGCGGAGGACCGUAGAGGGCAUCCUCUUGGCCACGCACUACCUGACCAGCCACCCCGCCCCACGCCAGGCCCGUGCCGGCCCCAACUUGGACGAGGCCCCGCGCUCGGCGGCCUCCCGAGACCCCGGGAGCACUCAUGCCCUGCUCUCUCAUGCAUCCCUAUCCUGGACGGCUCUCCCCAGACCGGGCAAUAGAUCACCGGAGAGCGUUUAUUUUCCAAGCGCCAGCCUCAUACCUUGUCUGUGCAGCAGGCACAGGGUGGAGGGACAGGAGGGGACUAGGGUGUUCUGGAAACAGAAAGGUGUCCCCUGA